This is a messenger RNA of Cyprinodon tularosa, 2167 nucleotides long. RefSeq names its product MAX network transcriptional repressor a (gene mnta). The coding region runs from base 209 to 1969 and encodes 586 amino acids. The transcript has 6 exons. The record is from RefSeq and is a predicted model, not a curated record. Gene Ontology annotation, biological process: regulation of transcription by RNA polymerase II. NCBI's taxonomy places the organism in Eukaryota, Metazoa, Chordata, Actinopteri, Cyprinodontiformes, Cyprinodontidae. Gene Ontology annotation, molecular function: RNA polymerase II cis-regulatory region sequence-specific DNA binding; protein dimerization activity; DNA-binding transcription factor activity, RNA polymerase II-specific.
UGUAACCCUACGUAAGUGGCUGAGUUCCUGCAGAGGAGGAGGAGGAGGAGCAUCCGAUUACUUCAUUUUUUCAGUUUGUUUUCCUCCCCCAGCGUCAGUCUGGGAACCUCUUCCCGCACUGUGGUACACAGCCGAGUUCGCAGUGGUGCUUUUUCUUUAAUAUAAUUCCCAGGCACUAUUUUUAUUUUUUAUUUGCCAUUACACAGAAAUGAGCAUCGAAACGCUACUAGAAGCUGCCAAGUUUUUGGAAGUACAAGCCCAGCAACAACAGAAAGCACGUGAGGAUGAACUGAAGGAGAAGCUGCUUCUGCAGCAGAAGACGGAGCAUAUCUACCCUGAUGUGAAUUAUAACUCCACAGUCUGUAUUAGCAAUGUCCCCAAAGCUAAGGAAUAUCACACGCCGUGCCCCCCGCCACCCAUACCACCCUCCCUGCCCCACCCUUCCACACCCGUCACCGUGUUCCCCAUGCCGGUGGUCACCCCCAACCCUGCAGGGUCGCCGGCUCUACCUGUCACCACCCGCUCCCCUCCAGCCGGUCAGUCCCUGGCCUUCCUUAAGAGAGACCCUCAGGAGCAGAGCUCUGCUGUAACCAGGUGCUCCCCACCUCCCAAAGCUGACCACCCGACCCCCACAGUGACGGUCAACCCCAGGCAGCCCAUCCAGAACCACCUUAGCCCCCCUCAGCUCCCCGACCAAAGCAACACCAAAGCGCAGCAGCACACGCUGCAGCAGGUGGUUCAGUGCUAUGCAGGUUCAAUCAUCUCAGCCCCUCAGCACCAAGCCUUACUCCCCCACCCCAGCCCUCUGCUUCAGCCCACCCCCCCUCAGAACGGCUCCAUGGGCCGGACGAGCCCUCCUGACGACAGCCGUCAGCUGGACAGCAAGAAGAGGCCAGGAGGGGCCGGAACAAGAGAAGUGCAUAACAAGCUGGAGAAAAACAGACGAGCACACCUGAAGGAGUGCUUUGAAACGCUGAAGAAGAACAUCCCCAACAUCGACGAGAAGAAAACCUCCAACCUCAGCGUGUUGAGAAGCGCGCUGAGAUACAUUCAGACGUUGAAACGCAAAGAGAAAGAGUACGAGCACGACAUGGAGCGGCUGGCCAGAGAGAAGAUCGCCACCCAGCAGCGCCUGGCAGAGCUGAAGAACGACCUGAGCCAGUGGAUGGAUGUGGUGGAGAUCGACCGGGUCCUCAGGCAGACGGUGCAGCCAGAGGAGGACCAGGCUUCAACCUCCACUGCUUCAGAGGGGGAGGACAUUAUGGACGACCUGGAGGAAGCAGGUGCAUUGAGAGCGUUGCCCGCCGUACCAGCUGCACCCAACAGCAUGAAACCUGAGCUGCUGAAGAUUGUGACGCCAGCCACCAGCGCUUCCAUCAUCACCCAGCACAUCUCGCCCCUGAACAGAGCCCCCCCACAUCAGCCGCUACCAGUGAAUCCUCCACAGCUGCAUACCAAGCCAGUAGCUCCACCCAUACUCCCGGCUCCAACGUCCAGCGCUCCCAGUCCACCAUCCAUCCCUGCCCAGACGACGGUCAUCGCCCACGCCUCAGUGUCCCACCCCUCAGUUAUUCAGGCAGUAAACCAUGUCCUCCAUGGGGGGUGUCCCAAACAGGUGACCCACCUUGCUCCCUGCACCACCACCAGCUCGGUGCAGUUAGCCCCCAGUCCCCAGCCCAUCGGUCACAUCACCGUGCACCCAGUAGCUCACCUUGGCCAACACAUCCCCGCCUUCUACCCGCAGACGGUGGCGGUCACGCAGCCCGCCGUGGUGGGCCACAUCACCCACGCUCACAUCAACGGCACCUCCCCCACCCAGGUGACUGCCACCACCAUCGUUAGUAAGCAGACGGCAGUAAGCACCCAGAUGAUGGCACACCACCCGCAGCUGAUGGGUCAGACUGUGCUGAACCCCGUCACCAUGGUGACGAUGCCCUCCUUCCCCAUAAGCACUCUGAAGCUGGCCUGAGCGGCGUGGAUGAAGUAAAGAUGGGAAAAUGUCCAGGCUGCAGAGAGAGAGGAAGAAAGCGGGACGAGCUGCUGCAGAACCGCAGCAGGAAGCAGUUCACCACUCCUGGUUUAUGGCUGCUUGGGCUCAGAGCGCUGAAGCAAGGUGGGGGGGCACAUAGCGAGGCAGUAGAUGUUUUCACAGCAUGGUGGGAUCAGA